Molecule: messenger RNA, 1407 nt
Organism: Triticum dicoccoides
Lineage: Eukaryota; Viridiplantae; Streptophyta; Magnoliopsida; Poales; Poaceae
Product: syntaxin-22-like
Exons: 7
Coding region: 294-1094 (266 amino acids)
Biological process (GO): vesicle-mediated transport; intracellular protein transport; vesicle fusion
Cellular component (GO): SNARE complex; membrane; endomembrane system
Molecular function (GO): SNAP receptor activity; SNARE binding
Source: RefSeq, a predicted model, not a curated record
CCGCGACGCCUGUUCCAGUUCGUGGCACCUCGUGCUGCCCCAUCACCCCCACUCCCAUCAAUCAAUUUGAUCGCAACAACAGCCAAUCCAUCCCAUGGAAUAAUAAAGAAACUGGCGCACCUCACUGCGUGGCCGGUGGCGACCGACGGCGACCCCUGCUGCCCUUACCGUACCCCGCUACGCUCCGGCGAGUCCGGCCGACCGCCCCCGCCACCUUUCGCCGCACGGCGUGACCGAGUGGACGGGCCCGACGGCGGGCAUCGGCCGGCGCGCGAGGGCGGGAGGGAUCGGCGAUGAGCUUCGCGGAUCUGGAGUCCGGGGCGCUGCAGGCGCCCCGGAGGGGGAGGGGCGCCGACGCCACGCGCGCGCUCGUCUUCCAGAUCACCACCGCGGUGUCCUCCUACCGCCGCCUCCUCAACUCGCUCGGCACGCCCAAGGACACGCCCGCCCUCCGUGAUCAGCUGCAGAAGACUAGUCAUAAAGUCCUGCAAUUGGCGAAGGAUGCGAAGGAGAAGCUGACGAGUGCUGCUGAAGCAGACAAGAGCACUGGAACUAGUGCAGACAAGCGGGUAGCUGACAUGAAGCUUGCCAAAGAUUUUGCUGCGACGAUGGAGGAAUUCAGGAAACUUCAGAAUCUUGCAAUUCAGAGGGAGAUGGCAUAUAAGCCGGUUGUUCCCCAGGGUGCUCAGCCAAGCUAUACUAUGAAUGAUGGAAGAUCUGAUUUUGAUAAAAUGCCUGAACAGCGCGCAUUGCUUGCAGAACCAAACAGGUUAGAGGUGUUGCAAUUGGAUAAUGAAAUUGUUUUCAAUGAGGCUAUCAUCGAGGAAAGGGACCAGGCGAUUCAAGACAUCCAACAGCAGAUUGGUGAAGUACAUGAAGCAUUUAAGGAUCUUGCUACGCUCGUGCAUGCGCAAGGAGGCGUAAUAGAGGAAGUCGACAGCAACAUUGAAAACUCUGCAGCCGCGACCAGUGAAGCGAAGAAAGAACUCGGCAAAGCGUCCAAGACUCAGAAGUCAAAUUCAUCCUUGCUUUGCCUGCUUAUGGUGAUCUUUGGGGUGGUUUUGCUUAUCGUGAUAAUAGUUUUGGCAUCUUGAGACACGAAUGCUUAGAAGCCUAUUGGUGCACCCUGAGGAGCCAUAUUACGUGCAAGAUUAAUCCUCGCUGUGCGCCGAAGACUGUCGCUAACUGAAGUGUACAUUUUCUUUUUCUCCCCUCUUUUCUCCUUGUGGUUUGUGAGUGCGUAUUCUUAUGUGGCGUGAGUCCUUUUUUUCCCACGGCUUGCCCUGAGUGAACAGUAAUUCUCUUUUUCUCCUACAAAGGUUUGUUUGCUGCUUUGCUUGAGUCAGAAACUUGACAUUCUGUAAGCAUUUCUACUGAAUAAAGCGAACAGAGAUUAUUCAUUCUCAA